Conger conger (European conger) is the source of this 2401-nucleotide messenger RNA. Its product is annotated as sodium/potassium/calcium exchanger 2-like. The record is from RefSeq and is a predicted model, not a curated record. Gene Ontology annotation, molecular function: calcium channel activity; calcium, potassium:sodium antiporter activity. Bases 338 to 2293 code for a protein of 651 amino acids. NCBI's taxonomy places the organism in Eukaryota, Metazoa, Chordata, Actinopteri, Anguilliformes, Congridae. Gene Ontology annotation, biological process: long-term synaptic depression; calcium ion transmembrane transport; long-term synaptic potentiation. Gene Ontology annotation, cellular component: membrane. The transcript is spliced from 12 exons.
UGCAGUUUGCAGUCAGCCGCUUGGAGCUCCUCCUCUCUGGCCAGAUAGAAUAGUACAAUCACAUUUGGUUCAAUGAGAGCGGGAGGACACGAGAGAGGAUUGCGCACUCCAUUUAAACCAACUGCUCCACCAUCGCUAUUUCUCGCCUCUUCCAAGAGGUUAUUAUGAAGAAAGUUUUGGCCUCUCCAGACCCUGGAAAGCAUCUGGGAUCUUCCAAUUGUUUUUAAAGCGCAAAAGGGACCAACAUGUACUGCAUCCGGUAAAAAAAGAAACUAAACCCUCCCCAAAAAAACACAUAAACAAAGGCCUCCACCUCUAUCUAUCGAGCAUUGAAGCAAUGGUGCAUUCGGAGACGGAUUCUAACAGUCCCUGCUCGGACAUGGUAGAGCACGGCUCCCCUUGGACAUGGGAGGCGAAGAGGCACCGCUACGGGCGGAUCCGGAGGAAACUGAGGCCCGGGCGCAUCAUGGGCCUGGUGCUCAGCCUGGCCGCAGUCAGCGCCAUCUCCUCCCUCUCCCUCAGUGCCUUCGCCUGGUUGCCCAGGCACGGGGCGGAACCAACCCUCCUGGAACCCGUUCCCCGGAGGACCCUCCUCGCCGCCGCGCAGGAUUGGAACGUCUCGGCCGACUCCCCAGUGGCCAUGGCGUCAUCGCAGGGCGCCAACGGCAGCCACGAAUCCCAGGGGGAUUACCCCACGGACCUGUUCACCCUGGAGGAACGGAGAAGGGGGGCCGUGGUGCUGCACAUGUUCGGGAUGCUCUACAUGUUCAUCGCCCUGGCCAUCGUGUGCGACGAGUUCUUCGUCCCCGCCCUGACCGUCAUCACCGAGAAGCUCACCAUCUCGGACGACGUGGCAGGGGCGACCUUCAUGGCGGCCGGAGGAUCCGCCCCGGAGCUCUUCACCUCGGUCAUCGGGGUCUUCAUCUCCCACAGCAACGUGGGCAUCGGCACCAUCGUGGGCUCGGCCGUCUUCAACAUCCUCUUCGUCAUCGGCAUGUGCGCCAUCUUCUCCCGGGAGAUCCUCAACCUCACCUGGUGGCCGCUCUUCCGGGACGUGUCCUUCUACAUCAUCGGCUUGAUCAUGCUCAUCAUCUUCUUCCUGGAUAACAAGAUCACGUACUGGGAGAGCUUGGCCCUACUUGGGGCCUACACCAGCUAUGUGAUAUUCAUGAAGUUCAAUUCCAAUGUAGAAGGUUUGGUAAAGAGAAUUUUUAACCGGAACCAAGUCGUGGAGGUGGAGGUUCAGCCUCCGAAGACGAGCCCAGAGCCCGUGGAGGAUGAAAACAAGCUGUCGGCCAAGCCCCGCCUCCAGAGGGGCGGAAGCUCCGCCUCCUUGCACAACAGCCUGAUGAGGAACAGCAUCUUCCAGCUGAUGAUCCACACGCUGGACCCACUGAGCGAAGAGUUUGCCGAUUCUGAACUUGGGACAUAUGGAAAGCUAAAAUAUUAUCACACAAUGACCGAAGAAGGGAAAUUCCGGGAAAAGGCUUCCAUCCUGCACAAGAUUGCCAAAAAGAAAUGCCAGGUGGAGGACAGCGAGAAGGUCAACGGACUUCCCAGCCGUUCCGAUAAGAAUCUCCCCAACAGCUCAAACGUGGAGGUGGAGGUCACCCCGCCCAUGAACGGCAGCGUGGGACAGGAAGGGGAUGCGGGUGAUGACGAGGAGGAAGAGGAUCAGCCGCUGAGCUUGGCCUGGCCAGAGUCCAACCGCAAACGCUGCACAUACCUCUUGAUCCUGCCCAUUGUUCUGCCUCUGUGGCUCACCCUGCCCGAUGUCCGCAAACCCACCUCUCAGAGGUUCUUCCCCGUUACCUUCUUUGGCGCCAUCUGCUGGAUUGCAGGUUUCUCCUAUCUGAUGGUCUGGUGGGCACAUCAGGUUGGGGAGACUAUAGGGAUUACUGAGGAGGUCAUGGGAUUGACCAUGUUAGCAGCUGGGACCUCCAUCCCUGACCUGAUCACCAGUGUCAUUGUGGCCAGGAAGGGGCUUGGGGACAUGGCAGUGUCCAGUUCGGUUGGCUCCAACAUCUUUGACAUCACAGUUGGCUUGCCGUUCCCAUGGCUACUGUACUCGUUCAUCAACAACAUGAAGCCGGUGACGGUGAGCAGCAACGGGCUCUUCUGCGCCAUUGUCCUCCUCUUCAUCAUGCUCCUCUUCGUCAUCAUCUCCAUCGCGGCCUGCAAGUGGAGGAUGAGCAAGCUCCUGGGCUUCAUCAUGUUCCUGCUCUACUUCGUCUUCCUGGUGGUCAGUGUGCUGCUGGAGGACAAGGUCCUGGUGUGUCCCGUGUCUAUCUGAGGCACCCCCACCCCCCCCGCCUCCCCUCCCCGCUCUAACCUCUGACCUCUGGGGAAGGGGGCCUGGGAGGAACAUUCCGGUUUUGUUUCGUUUGUUUUUUUUUUUUGG